This is a messenger RNA of Varanus komodoensis (Komodo dragon), 3422 nucleotides long. RefSeq names its product phospholipase A and acyltransferase 3-like. NCBI's taxonomy places the organism in Eukaryota, Metazoa, Chordata, Lepidosauria, Squamata, Varanidae. Gene Ontology annotation, molecular function: glycerophospholipid phospholipase A1 activity; A2-type glycerophospholipase activity. The transcript is spliced from 5 exons. Gene Ontology annotation, biological process: N-acylphosphatidylethanolamine metabolic process. Gene Ontology annotation, cellular component: cytoplasm. The record is from RefSeq and is a predicted model, not a curated record. Bases 16 to 756 code for a protein of 246 amino acids.
GCAUAUAUAAAAUUAAUGACAGGUAGACAAAUUUUUCCAGCAGGAGGCAGCACGAUCAAGCUCUGCUCUUCCUCUGAUGACGCAGCUCAGCUGACCUCGCAGCCAUCUGUUUUUCUCUGCCCGUCCCUCCCUGCUCUCAGCUGUUGCGGGCAAGUUCAGUCCGGGAGACGCGUGGGGUUGCCUGCCACCGAAGGUAGUGGCCUGGCUGUUGCGCAUGGGAACAUGGACAUGAAAAGGAAGACCAGCCAUAAGUCGGUGGACUCAAUACCUGUCAAUCUGGAUGGCCUGACACCGGGAGACCUGAUUGAAAUCUUCCGCUUUGGGUACCAGCACUGGGCCAUCUAUGUGGGGAACGGUUUUGUCAUCCAUCUGGCUCCCCCAAGCGAGUUCGCCGGGGCCGGCUGCGCAAGCUUGAUGUCCACCCUGACCGACAAGGCCCUGGUGAGGAAGGAGCUGCUGCAGGAGGUGGUGGGCAGGAACCGCUACCGGGUCAACAACAAGUACGACGCCAAGUUCCCACCGCUGCCCGCGGCCAAGAUUGUCCGGCGGGCCGAGGAGAAGGUGGGCCAGCAGCUGGCGUACAAGGUCACCAGCGAGAACUGCGAGCAUUUCGUCACGGAGCUGCGCUACGGCGUGGCCGCGAGCGACCAAGUGCGGGAUGUGCUUGUGGGGGUCAGUAUCGCAGGCCUGGGCCUGGCCGCCCUGGGACUCGUCGGCGCCGCCAUGGUCAGGAAGAAGAAGCAACAGAACCAAUAACAGAGACUCGGAGACGGCCGUUUUCUUUCGGGUUUCCUUGUUUAGACCUAGUUUUGUUUUCUUUCCAAAGCCAACUUCCUAACCAACCAGCUCAGACUGGUGCAAUUCAGAGCCGUGGUCCAAAAGCCCCCUCUGCUUUCUGAACAAUUUGUGUGUGUGUGUGUGUGGGUGACAUGCUUCCCCCUCUGACUCUCCAGUAAAGGUGUGUUGCGAGUCCACAGAGGUGGGUGGUGAGGGCUCCCCCCAACGUUAUGGACCACCGUGGAUCAUGGCCUUGGUUGCAGCUACGUGGACAGCAGCCGGAGCAGGAAGAGGCAAGAUGUGGGGGGGCGGGGGCGGGGGCUGCGGAGGACAGCACGUUCUCCCAAGUUUGUGACAAAGCCGAGAUUCGGACUGUGGCCUUCCUGAUGUCUUGCCCGGCCUCACAAUUAGCUAACCCUAAUUAACAUGCAGAACUGGUGGUGGUGGACACAUUCUAGCUCCAGUGUUUUAAAUCAUUCCCCUUCACUUUUACUCCCCUUUCAUUUCCACGGUGCCACUCCAGAAGGCCGCCUCUCUGUAUUUAUAUUGCAGGUCGGUAAGAUGCGUGUUGAAAAUUCUGGUCCUUGCAUUUCAGACUUUUUGGCAGGGCCGGCGCUUAUGUUGAGACUGAAGCCCAGUUGGAGCCAGCAAAGGCCUCGCUUCUGUAGGACGGAAUCGGCCCAGAGUUGUCUAGGGAAUGCUUUUUCUGGAUUAGGGGUCCGAUUCUAGGGAGUGCCAACUGCUGCCCGCCCACCUCUUGAUUUGGUCCAUUCACACAUUGCUUUGUUUCUUGGGAACUUUGUACCUGGCUUGAGGUAUGAGAGCAACUCUAAAAUUUGGCAUGGGUCAAACCUGCACUGUGGAAUCCACCCUAUUUUAUGUUGUGUUGGACCCCAGACAUGUGUUUGGGGUUUGGAGGAUGCUUCUCCUAGAAAGACCUCCCCCAGCCUGGUGCCUUUUCAAAGUGCUGGACUACAGCUCCCAUGGGCUGGGUUGGCAGGGGAUGAUGGUCCUCAAAGUCCAACACAACUGUUGGGGUAAUGACGUUUGGCAGAAUUCUUCCUCCAGGCUGCAUGGUUGAAGGAGAGAACAAGUUUUGCAAUUUCUCCUUCUGCAAGGCGCUCGAUUCCUUUUGUGGCUUCUCGGCUUCUGGAGACUUUUUUCGAUGAAGGCUGGGACAAAUACAUUUCCGAACGGAAGCAGUGGAGAUGGGAAGGAGGAGAGGAGAGAUGCAGAGGGAAAGAGAGGGGGGUGUUUGGGGGAGUGCGAAUUUUGGGUUUGGCUUUUUGAUAAAAACUUCCCAAUGUUUCCAAAUUUGUUCAUUUUCUGGGGGCAGAAAGAAACUGAGUUUGGGAUACAGGGAACUCCUUUUCUGAUUCACCCAGCCGGGCAGAAGCUCUCGGGAGCUUGGCUCUUGGAAGACCACCUUUGAACCCCCGUUUAUUCAGCCAUGUCGGCAUCUUAGCAGCCAUGUUACAAAGAGGUCACCUCUAGGCUGGGUGAUGCUCUUCUUAGCAAAUUUAAAUGGUGUGGAUUGAGGAGAAUUUUAUUUCUGUUCCUUUUUUGCUAAGAUGUGCUUAAAGUCACCCAUUUCUUCAUAUACCAGCUGGAAAAAAACUUUAAAAAUGCCUCCGGUGUAAAGAAGGCAGGGCUGCUAACUGAUUGGAAGAAUUAAACUGUUGUGUUAGACCAGGAGUAAGGAAGCCAUGGCUUCUUGAUGGACUACAACCUUCAGCAUCCCUGACCAGGGAUGUUGCUCAGCAACAUCUGGAGGGCUGCAGAUUCCUAACCCCUGCAUUAUAGAGGCACCAGAGCAAGGAUUGGUUUGAAGAUUUCUUGGCAAAGUGUGAGUUGCGGAAAUUCUCUUAGAACCCAGAGAUAACCAAGGAAGAAGAUUCAAGUCCCAUGUGGGGAAACAGGUGGGUCGUUUUGAAGGAUAAACCUUGAAAUCUGAAAGGUUGUGAAUAUUUGCAUUUAUUUGUAUAAUUGCACUGAGUGAAAAUUCUGCGCUUGGCAAAGCAGAAUUCUGCGACUUGUAGAAAUGAGAUGCAUUUCCAGAAUUUUUCCAAUCUUGUUCCAUUUCUUCACUGUUUGACAAAAUUCGUUUUACUUUUGCUCGCCAUGUGUGGAUGAGGAAGAAGAAAAUUCAGGAUGGGGAUGCUAUAGACUUUGUAAAAAUCCAUUCCAUUUGCAUUUCACAGAUUGUCAAGUUACUUUUCAGUCCAUUGUCUUUUUACUGAUGGAAUUAGGAUGUGUAGAGACACAAAUUCGGCAUUUGUAGGAACACAAAUUCGCACUCACGCAAAUUCGCACUCACACAAAUUCGCACUCCUGACAUGGUGCAAAUCCCUGAAAAAAGCAAAUUUUCACCCUUCAGUUCAUGGAGAAAAUGUGAACUUUUAAUCAGUGUUUCAUAUUUUUCUUGGAACUAAGUUUGUGUAAAAUUACCGAAACUUCAAAGAAUGGUCAGAAAAGUGUAACAAAGCAGCCGGAAAUUAGAUUCUAAGAAAUUCAAACUAACCUGAGUCAGUUCUCUGAUCAUCCUAAUCCAGUUGACUAAAUUCCUGCUUCCAGACUCUGGAAACCUGGCUAAAUUAAACUGUACCAAUAUUUGCAUGAUCCACAAUUGUGUGAACUGCUUUUUU